GCGUCUUCUCUCUCCAGUACAGCAGGAGGCGCUCUGCAGCUCUUUAGUCCGCCGAUAAACCCACUAAAGAAAAAUAGAAAGAGCUCGCGUGUGACGUGUUUUAGUAUCUUCAGUGUUUUUCUCUCUUGAGUGUUUUAUUGAGUGUAAACAGAGUCUUGUCUCGGUGUAUUUUAGUGUUGAUGAUAAGAUGGAUGUGAUGUGCUGUAAAUCAGGAACUGAUCAGGGCUUACAGGAUGAGGAAUCUACUGAUCAAACCUCCACAGAGUCUCUGGAUUCUGUCUGGAACGCUGGAGAACAGCAGCAGAUCCUGCAGACCAAACUCAAGAUGUGUUCAGUUAAACUCAUCGACUGCAGGAACCUCAUGAUGAAGAUCAAAACUGAACCUACAGAAAUAAAAACUGAAACCAAAGAAAUACAAACUGAACCUCCAGAAAUAAAAACGGAACCUACGGAAAUACAAACUGAACCUACAGAAAUACAAACUGAAACCACAGAAAUACAAACUGAACCUCCAGAAAUAAAAACGGAACCUACGGAAAUAAAAAUAGAAACUACACUAGAUGCUCAUGAUUUUAUUCUGUCAGAUGUGAAGAGUGAAUUAUGUUUGGAUGGAGAAAUAACGUCUUCGACUCUUUCCUGCUUCACCGGUGGAGAGACAUUGAGCCCACAGAGACAUUUAGAGAUACCACACACAGAACAGAAACUCUUCACCCUCACCAGAUCUGAGAUCAGCUUUAAUACCUUACAAGAGAAGAAACUUCAUUCAGAAGAACACAGAGAGAAGAAGAAGAGGCAGUUUCAUUGUCAGCAUUGUGGGAUUGUUUGUGUCUCUUUAUCUAGUCUGAUGAUUCACAUGAGGACACACAGUGGUGAAAAGCCUUUCCACUGCACUGAAUGUGGCAAAUAUUUCAGCAGAAAACAAACUCUUCGUGUUCAUAAGAGAAUUCACACAGGAGUAAAACCAUACAAGUGUCCUCAGUGUGAGAUGAGAUUCAACCAAAAAGCCCAUCUGAAGAAACAUGUGCUUUUACACACCAAUGAGAGACCGUAUCAGUGCAGUGAAUGUGACAAAGCCUUUAGGGAUUCAUGGUCAUUAAAAUUACACCAGAAUAUUCACUCUGAAGUGAAACUCUAUCAGUGUUCACACUGUAAUAAACGUUUUAGUCAUAAAUCUAAUCUGGUAGUCCAUGAGAGAAUUCACACUGGAGAGAAACCGUAUCACUGUAGUGUUUGUGGGAAGAGUUUUAAUGAAAGUGAAAGUUUAGUGAAACACCUGAGAACUCAUACAGGUGAAAGACCUUACAAAUGCUCUCAUUGUGAGAAGAUGUUUACUCAGUCAUCUUCCUUAAAAGCCCAUCAAAGGAGGCUUCAUACAGAAGAAAAAUCUCAUCAUUGAGUGUUUUGUGGGAUGAGUUUUGGGCAGCGUGAACAUUUAAUGAAUCACCAGAGAAUUCAUGCAGGUGAAAAAACCUUACAAAUGCUCUCAGAGUAAGAAGACGUUUGCUUAUUCAACUUUCUUAAAAGCCCAUCUGAGACGUCCUACAGGAGAGAAACCUCAUCACUGCUCGAUCUCUGGAAAGGGCUUCACUAAUCCAUCUAAAUUUAUUAUCAAUGAGAGGGUUCAUACUGGAGAGAAACCUUACGUCUGCUCAAUCUCUGGAGAGAGAUUCACUUUUUCUAGAAGUCUUCAGCAUCAUCAGAAGAAACAUACUGAAGAACAAACUACACUGAAAUCAUCAUUGGGACAGUUUCCCAGAUAGGGACAAGACUAGUCCUAGACUUAAAAUAAAUGUAAGAGCUGUACAAACUGAGAAAACAACUUGCAAUGACAUAUCAUUAAAAUACAUCAGUUCUCUUUGUUUGGCCUCAAAAUGCACACAAGUAAUGUUUUCUUUUUAGUAAGGAAUGUUUGUUAAAACUAGUUAUAUUUCCUAAUUAAACUAAGGCCUAGUCCUGGAUUAAGCUAAUCCCUGUCCAGGAAACUACCCCAUUGUGCCUACCCCAGUCUUUACACACAAGUUGUGUUUCUGGUUUCAUGUGUUAUAGUAGUGAUCAAUCUAAAGGUUUUUUUAGUGCUGUAACACAUUUUGAAUUUUGCCGAGUUUUUUUGUAUAAAAGUAAAUCAGGUUUAAAUGAUAGGAGUUCACACUUGUUACUUUUCUUCCGGUGCUAAUACUUUUGCUUUAUUGAGAAUUUGUAUUAUGCUCAUUAAAUUGUAAUAAAAUGUUCAUAUUGUUGAAGUUUGCACUAUUGAGUUGCUUUGAAAUAUUUCAUCCAGAAAUAAAGGACAAAACAUGUUUGCA
Molecule: messenger RNA, 2303 nt
Organism: Paramisgurnus dabryanus
Lineage: Eukaryota; Metazoa; Chordata; Actinopteri; Cypriniformes; Cobitidae
Source: RefSeq, a predicted model, not a curated record